AGAUAGAGAAGCCAAAAGUGAUUAGGACUUUUUGAGAUAGAGUUAAAAAAGAAUCAAGAUUAUAGAAAGAGAAAAUAUAACAAACUAUAUUAGUGUUGAACAAAACUUCCAACUCCUCAUCAUCAUAUAUAUAACCAAAAAAGAAGAAGAAAGCAUGCUUUGUCUGCCAUUAAAGCUUCAAUGAAGAACUCAUAUAUGUCCCUUCAAUUCACCUAAAGAUCCUUUUUACUAUCAUUGCCAUUUGGAAAAGAAAUUGGCUUUAUGUUAUUUUUCUUGAAUACUACUACUACUACUGCUUUCCUAUUGAUAAUUAAUAAAAUAAAAGGGGUUUCUUGAAUCAGUGCAUUUGAAUUUUUCCAGUUCUUUUUUUUUUCUUGGCUUGUGCUUAAAUAAAGGUUGAAUCUUUUUCACUUUUUUUCAAACCCCUUUUCAAAAUCUUGUAUGUAUAUAGGAAGAUCCCCACCAUUCUUGGAAAAAGGUUGGAGGUUCUUGGUUUUAGAUAUAGUAUAAAUAUAAAUCAUUGAUGAAUUUCUUGGUAUUUGGUCUCUCAUCUUCUAAAGGAAUCACUUGAGAGUUCUUUGAUUGUCUUUGCUUUUUUUGGGUGUUUGGUGGAUUUCAGCUAUUUUUGACAAGGUGAUGGACUCAAUAGCCUAAAGGUCAAGCUGAGACUUUUGACUUAUUGAAAGUUGUUGUGAUGUCUGGAGUUUUUGAAUCAAGAAGUGGUUUGGUUCUAAUUUGGAUAAGUGCUUUGGUACUGCUGGUUUAUCCUGCAGAAGGAUUGAAUGAGGAAGGAAUGUAUCUGUUAGAUUUGAAGAAGAAUAUAUGGGAUCAGUUUAACCAUCUUUGGAAUUGGAAUUCCAAUGAUGAAACUCCAUGUGGUUGGGUAGGUGUGAAUUGCACUUCUGAUUAUAAUCCAGUUGUGCAAUCUCUUUUUCUUAGCUCUAUGAAUCUUUCAGGCACUUUGAGUUCUAGCAUUGGUGGUCUUGGAUCUUUAACUUAUCUUGACCUGUCUUUUAAUGGAUUCACUGGGAAUAUUCCUAAAGAUAUUGGUAAUUGCUCAAACUUGCAAUCCCUAAAGCUCCAUGAUAAUUCCUUUUACGGGCCGAUUCCUGCUCAAAUUUAUAACUUGUCUAAGUUAGAGUAUUUGGAUUUGUCCACCAACAUGAUCUCUGGUCCUAUAGCCGAGGAGUUUGGGAAACUCUCGUCUCUAGUUUCUUUUGUUGCAUUCACCAAUAAUCUUACUGGUCCAGUGCCUCGAUCUAUUGGAAGUUUGAAAAGUUUGACAACAUUUCGAGUGGGGCAGAAUUCACUUUCUGGAAGUUUACCGACAGAGAUAGGUGAUUGUGAGAGCCUGGAAUCUCUUGGCCUAACACAGAAUAGUUUGGGAGGGAACUUACCUAAAGAGCUCGGCAAGCUCAGUUGGUUGAAAGAACUUGUACUUUGGGGCAAUCAAUUCUCUGGAUUUAUUCCAAAAGAAGUUGGAAAUUGUACACGACUUCAAUUGCUUGCGUUAAAUCAGAAUAACCUGAUUGGAGAUAUUCCUCCUGAAAUAGGUAAACUCAAAGUUUUGACGAGGUUAUACCUAUACCGGAAUGGGUUAAAUGGUACCAUUCCAAGGGAGAUUGGGAAUCUUUAUAUGGCAGAAGAAAUUGAUUUCUCCGAAAACUUUCUAAUAGGAGAAAUUCCAGUUGAGUUUGGCCAAAUAAAGAAGCUGAGAUUGUUGUAUCUUUUCCAGAACCAGCUCAAAGGCGUUAUACCAGACGAACUUACUAGUUUAAAGAACUUGACUAGUCUUGAUCUGUCAAUUAAUUACCUAACAGGCCCUAUUCCAUUUGGAUUUCAGUAUCAAACUGAAUUGGUUCAGUUGCAGCUUUUUGAGAAUUCUUUAACAGGUACUAUUCCACAAGGUCUUGGCAUUUAUAGUCAACUUUGGGUGCUUGAUUUAAAUAACAACCACCUCACAGGAAGAAUUCCUCCAUUCGUUUGUCGGAAUUCCAAUCUGUUUUUGCUGAAUCUUGGGUCAAAUGAAUUGCAUGGAGGCAUUCCGUCUGGUGUUCUUAAUUGUGUUUCAUUGGUUCAACUGCGUCUUAAUGGUAACAGGCUAGGGGGGUCAUUUCCUUCUGAGUUGUGCAAAUUGGAAAACCUCUCUGCUGUUGAACUCGGGCAGAACAAGUUCACUGGUCCAAUACCUCCUGAUAUUGGAUAUUGCCAGAAGUUGCAGAGGCUUGAUCUCUCAGGCAAUAGUUUCAGCGAGUUGCCAAGGGAGAUAGGAAAUCUUACCAAGCUUGUGACUUUCAAUGUCUCGGCUAAUUUGCUCACUGGACCGAUACCUCCAGACAUUCUGAACUGCAAGGGACUACAACGACUUGAUCUCAGCAAGAAUAGCUUUACAGAUGUUAUACCUGAUGACAUCGGUAGCUUGUCGCAGCUAGAACGCCUUUUGCUUUCAGAGAAUAAGUUUUCUGGAAAGAUACCAGCAGCAUUGGGGAGCCUCUCUCAUUUGACUGAGCUGCAAAUGGGCGGGAAUUUAUUGUCAGGUGAAAUACCAUCAGAGUUGGGUAAUAUUAGUGGCUUACAGAUUGCAAUGGAUCUUAGCAACAACAAUCUCUUUGGUAGUAUACCACCUAACCUUGGUAAUCUUAUCCUAUUAGAGUACCUCUAUCUCAACAACAAUCAUCUGAGUGGUGAAAUACCGAGCACAUUUGGGAACCUGACAAGUCUGUUGGGCUGUGAUUUCUCAUACAAUAACCUCACUGGACCAUUGCCUGAUAUACCGCUCUUUCAGAACAUGGAUGUGAGCAGCUUCACCGGAAACAAAGGUCUUUGUGGGGGGCCCUUAGGCAGAUGUAAUGCACCUCCAGCAUACGACGCCAAUCCUCCUCGAGUCAAAAGUGCAGAUUCUCCUAGAGGAAAGAUUGUUACUGUUGUUGCUGGUGUAAUUGGUGGAGUUUCUCUUGUCUUGAUUGUGCUAAUAUUAUACUACAUGAAGAAGCAUCCAGUUGAGAUGGUUGCAACCCAAGAUAAAGACGUAUCGUCUCCAGAUUCGGAUAUUUAUUUCCGUCCAAAAGAGGGAUUCACUUUCCAAGACUUGGUUGAGGCUACAAGCAAUUUUCAUGAUUGUUAUGUUAUUGGAAGAGGAGCUGUUGGAACAGUUUACAAGGCUGUCAUGCAGUCCGGACAAAUAAUUGCAGUGAAGAAGCUUGCUUCUAACAGAGAGGGUAAUCACAUUGACAAUAGCUACCGUGCUGAGAUCUUAACACUAGGAAAGAUUAGGCAUCGUAACAUCGUAAAGCUAUAUGGCUUUUGCAAUCAUCAGGGUUCUAAUCUACUUCUUUAUGAGUAUAUGGCCAGAGGUAGCCUCGGCGAAUUGCUUCACAGUGCAUCGUGUAGCUUGGACUGGCCGACUCGCUUUUUGGUGGCUGUUGGUGCUGCUCAAGGACUUGCUUACUUACAUCAUGAUUGCAAGCCACGGAUCAUCCACCGUGAUAUAAAGUCCAAUAAUAUUCUGCUUGAUGACAAGUUUGAAGCUCAUGUUGGUGAUUUUGGUUUGGCAAAAGUCGUGGAUAUGCCUCAAUCUAAGUCGAUGUCUGCAGUUGCUGGUUCAUAUGGCUACAUAGCCCCUGAAUAUGCUUACACCAUGAAAGUUACGGAAAAAUGUGAUAUCUAUAGUUACGGGGUAGUCCUUUUGGAGUUGCUAACCGGAAGAGCACCAGUACAGCCCCUAGAACAAGGUGGUGAUCUCGUUACAUGGUCGAGGCAUUAUAUUAGAGAACAUUCGUUGACAUCGGGGAUACUUGAUAGCCGAUUGGAUUUAGGAGAUGAAACUACUGUUAGUCAUAUGCUCACAGUACUAAAAGUUGCUUUAAUGUGUACUAGUAUGUCGCCAUUUGACCGUCCUUCAAUGCGCGAGGUUGUUCCGAUGUUGAUUGAGUCUGAUGAGCAAGAAGGGAACUUCCUCUCAUCUCCAGUUUAUGAUCUCCCUUUGAAAGAUAAUUCCUUUUAGAUGCAUGUAAGAAGCAUAUCUCAAUUAACUUUGGUAAAUUUUUUAGAGCUAAUUCUCCUUACUAUAUUUUUUUUCUUAUUGUUAAAUUAUAGAUAUUACAAUGUAUAUUUCUUAUUAUAGUGAAAAUUUCAUCACUCACUUUGUA
Molecule: messenger RNA, 4148 nt
Organism: Nicotiana tabacum (common tobacco)
Lineage: Eukaryota; Viridiplantae; Streptophyta; Magnoliopsida; Solanales; Solanaceae
Biological process (GO): protein phosphorylation
Molecular function (GO): protein kinase activity; protein binding; ATP binding
Source: RefSeq, a predicted model, not a curated record